Messenger RNA from Cucurbitaria berberidis CBS 394.84, 1695 nucleotides. RefSeq lists its product as uncharacterized. NCBI's taxonomy places the organism in Eukaryota, Fungi, Ascomycota, Dothideomycetes, Pleosporales, Cucurbitariaceae. The coding region runs from base 1 to 1695 and encodes 564 amino acids. The transcript is spliced from 2 exons. The record is from RefSeq and is a predicted model, not a curated record.
AUGUCCAAGCGCCAUGCUAGUUCGCCUCUUGUUGAGGAGGCAGCUGCCAAGAAGCAAAAGGUAACGGACAGCGCUGACACUAACGCUGAUGCCGGUGUCGAGGGGAACGAGGGCACCCCUAACAAGGCAGCGAAGAAGACGAAGAAUCCUCCAGUCAAGGAUGCAUUCUUACCAUGGAAGCCCACUGUGGAAGUGCCACAGAAUAACCAAUUCUGGGGCAUCAAGCCAUUGCCUGGGUGUGCCCGUCCUCAUCCGGACCAGCCAUCCGCCCGUGGAAGCAACGGUGCGACCAACCCGCCGAUGUGGGAGGAUCGCAAGUACCGAUUCAAGCGCGGUUCCCGCUAUGUCAAGUAUUUUGGACCCAUUGAGCCUGAAGAUGCUGACAAUCUACCCGAGAGCCUCGAUCAAGAGGAAUUGCUGUUCAUUCAGCUCAUUGACAUGCGACCAAAGAGCUCGAAGGACCCUACUCCCAAGCGAACUCCUACUGUCUACGCCUACGAUGGGGGCAAGCCGAAGGACUGGAACAGCAUGCAGGCUGUCAAGUGUUUGAACGAUAGGCGUGCGCAGGCUAUCGACCGAAUCACUGUAGACGCACCCUGGACACGUGUAGAGCGUGAGUAUCUGGCAUCGCUUCUCCAAGAGUUCCCCGAUGCGUCGAUUUGGGAGCUGGCCGAGCGCCACAACGAGCGCUUCAUGAACCAAGAUUUCGCGUUUUCCACUGGCUUCAGCUUCGCAGGCCUGUCUGAUGGCCGUACCGUGGAGAGCGUCAGCUACGAGUAUAAGACUUACAAGUCUGUAUACGAUCAAGGUAAGGCCCCGGAGUCCACUCGUUUCAAGAAUGACAAUUCGCGAGGAGGCAAGGCGAUUCGCGCUUCGAAAGCAAUGGAGACGGCAUUCGGCCCAUCGAGCAAGGCUCUCGAGAAGGAGUGGGAUGAGCAGAAUGAUUCGGCCGCCCAAGAAGACGAGGAGCACGCUGGUGUUGAGAACGAGAACGAAAACAACGCCAACGACGUCGUAAAGAAAUCGCCUAAGAAGAAGGGCGCGAACGCCGCGAAGAAGGCUGCGCCCAAGAAGACUCCGACCAAGAAGACGCCAACCAAGAAGGGGACGACGAAGAGGAAGUCGAAAGCCAUCAUCAUUGAGCCUGAUUCUGACGAUGAUGAUGAGCCCAGGGGCGAACCAGUGGUGCCUAUGGCCCAUCAACCGGCACUCAAUGAGCUCGAUGAAGAGCUGCUUGAGCUGGCGGGUGCAUAUGAUCAGAAUGAGAUACGCCAUGGGCCCCCGCAUAGCCUAUCCCCUGAAAUUCCCACAGAUUCGAGGCAGUCUCGAAGCCGCUCGCCCAGCCCUCGUACAGGCGAGGAAUCUCCAGUCGACCCUGAAGUUGCACAGGGGGUAGAGCAAAUUGUAGGUCAAAUUGUUGACGAGGCGGUUGCUUACGCUGAGCAGCAGAAUGUCGUCCAAAAGGCGCACAUCGAAGAAGUCCAGCAAAUCGUGGAGGAGAAGGUCACAGUAGAGACCACGGUUAAGGAGAUCACCAGUGAGGAGACUACCCUCGUGCAGCCCCAGAGCCAAACGGAGACCACAGCGGUCGCGCAGUCUCUUGUCUCCAGCACUAUCGAGCAACGCACUUCGAUCCAUGCCGCUCGUCGAGUCCAACUUGACGAGAACUACGAUGAUGGCGAUGAGGAGCUUUGA